This is a messenger RNA of Daucus carota subsp. sativus, 519 nucleotides long. RefSeq names its product inactive protein RESTRICTED TEV MOVEMENT 1. Lineage: Eukaryota; Viridiplantae; Streptophyta; Magnoliopsida; Apiales; Apiaceae. The record is from RefSeq and is a predicted model, not a curated record. Bases 1 to 519 code for a protein of 172 amino acids. The transcript has 2 exons.
AUGUUAAAAGCUGGACUCCCUUGGACUGAUGGACUUGCAUGGGAUCACAAGGGCAAAUGUGAUAUAGCACAAAUCAUCGUGUCUCGAUCUAUAAAUUGUAUCGAUUUUAUACAGUUUGUUUAUGUUGAAGAUGAAGGCAAAAAACUUGUCGUGUCCGAAAAGAUUGGUAACGAUGUUCCGAUUAUCUUCUCAUUAAACACAAUCACGCUGGAUUAUCCGCAUGAGGUCAUUACUGGAAGUGGAGUAAAAGGCAAAUGUGAAGAACUUUCUACUGGUGAUUCUGAGGGCUUUCAAAAACUCUUGAGAUCGAUUACAUUUGUUACAAACAAACGAAGUUACGGACCAUUUGAAGUAGAACAAACUGCGGGUAGCGAGGAAUUUGAGUUCGAGUAUCACGUGGGGUUCAAACAAUUCGGUGGAUUUUUUGGUACUUAUAUGUUGUAUGGCUUAGAGACUAUUGGAAUUUACAUGAAGCCCAUGGAGAAGCUUUUGAACAGCACCUCAAUUAAAACGGAGUGA